CUUAUUGAUGCUGUUUCUCGGAUGGUGAGGUUAGAUUUUGAAUCCUAUUGUGAAGCUGUUGUUGAUGGCUCAAAGCUACUUUUUCUUGAUCAAAGCUACUUGAGUAAGCUCUUUGACGAUGGAUAUGCUAAAGGUAAAUCCCUGGAACCAUAA
Messenger RNA from Ilex paraguariensis (yerba mate), 153 nucleotides. The record is from the annotation of a GenBank genome assembly. NCBI's taxonomy places the organism in Eukaryota, Viridiplantae, Streptophyta, Magnoliopsida, Aquifoliales, Aquifoliaceae.